GAAAAUCAAGUGCUUAUUUACAUUUUCAGGUUUUCAAGAAAUGCUUCAUGUUGAUAAAGUGGACAGUCUCCAGACUGAAAAGGUUAAUAUUCGUGCAAGUGGGCUCGUUGAAUGGAGUUGUUAUACAUUCAUUUUGAGACUACAUUAUGACCGUGGAACCUAUGCAUCGUUUUGUGUCGCUCGAUCUGAUUCCUUGGGAUGUAUUGAUUUAUCUCGUGAUGCACCAAUUCGAGGAACUUAUACAGAAGUUGACCAAAUGGGAUUAUUUAUAUCAAUUGAACCAACUCAAAGUAUCCGUCCAGGUCAUUUUUUCAAAACUUAUGACCCAAAAACGUAUUAUUACACAUUACAGUUAUUGGAUGAUUCUAAAAAAAUCAUAGAUGAAAUUCAUCUGAAAAAACACUGGAAACAUCCAUUGGUUGAACAAAUAAAUGUAGAACAAAAUGGAUUAUAUGGUACACUAUUCAAACCACCUGGUAAAGGACCAUUCCCUGCUGUUAUAUUUAUUCCUGGAUCAAAUGGAAUGUUAGAAAGUGGAUAUGCUGCUGUAUUGGCUUCCGAAGGGUUUCUUACAUUCACUUUUGCAUAUUUUGCAUAUAAAAAGGAUUUGCCAAAAUUGAUCCCGGACGUUGACAUUGAGUUUUUUGAGAAACCUAUUGAAUAUGUACAAAAUUCACCAUAUUGCUCCGGAAAAAUUGGUUUGGUAGGACAAUCAUUUGGAGGUCUAACUGCAAAUUAUUUGUCUACAAAAUAUCAUCAAGUGUCUGCAGUUGUUGCAUUGAAUUGUUCAGCAGCAUUUUGUAGAGAUAAUGCAGUUAUGAAAGAAAAUGGAAAACCAAUGGAAACACAAAUUUUAGAUGAAGGAAUGUCGGAUUUUGUGAAUCAAGUUUUACGCCAAAAACCAGCAUUCAGAGAUUUGUAUAGCAAUUUGACACCGACAACAAGUAUUCCAUGGGCAAGAGCACCCAAGAACACAGCUUAUAGAAUUGUGCAAUGCUACGAUGACAUGCUUGUGGAUGCAGUUCCAUCGAUUAUUAAUAUUUGUGGAAACCUUAGAAAGACCGGACAUCAUGUUGAGUCUGAACUUGUUCCCGGUGGUCAUUUCCUUUAUUUUCCAUAUUUCCCCCACCACGGAAUCAUCUACAAUGCUCAAAUAAAUAUGUUAUGGGGAUUCGGUGGAGAAUGUUAUCAACAUUCAAAAUCACAAGAAACGACCUGGAAAAAGAACGUUGAAUUCUUCAAGAAGCAUCUUGGUGACGUAAAGAGAAUUCCAGAAUGGAAAAGAGAAAGUACAGUAACCCUCCCAGUGUCUACGAAAAGUUCGAAAUCGUUGCAAUGCAAACUUUAAUUAUUACUAGGAUAUUUUCUGAAUAAAGUUGUUUGUAUUUUUC
Caenorhabditis elegans is the source of this 1391-nucleotide messenger RNA. RefSeq names its product BAAT_C domain-containing protein (gene T05E7.1). Gene Ontology annotation, biological process: acyl-CoA metabolic process. The record is from RefSeq and is marked reviewed. Gene Ontology annotation, molecular function: thiolester hydrolase activity. NCBI's taxonomy places the organism in Eukaryota, Metazoa, Nematoda, Chromadorea, Rhabditida, Rhabditidae.